This is a messenger RNA of Dioszegia hungarica, 1080 nucleotides long. RefSeq names its product S-adenosylmethionine-dependent methyltransferase. The record is from RefSeq and is a predicted model, not a curated record. The transcript has 9 exons. NCBI's taxonomy places the organism in Eukaryota, Fungi, Basidiomycota, Tremellomycetes, Tremellales, Bulleribasidiaceae. Gene Ontology annotation, molecular function: tRNA (cytidine-N3)-methyltransferase activity. The coding region runs from base 1 to 1080 and encodes 359 amino acids.
AUGGCCGCAGCGGAGGUGACGCCCGCGUUCAUCAACACCUCCGCCGAGGCUGGUCCGUCCAAGCGGACAGCUGCUGAGAAAUGGCACAAUCCGGAGGGUCCGCCCGUAGGGUCUAACUUCGGCGCCAGGCUGCUGGAUGAUGCUCAAGAUGUGUGGAGUCAUAAUGCUUGGGAUCAUGUUGAGCUGCCGGACGACUUUGCGGAACGCGCAGAGGUCAUUAUGGAGAGACAUAGAGCUACGCCAGUGAAGGAGGAGAUCCGAGACGACUAUAACGAAAGACCAGCCUGGUUCUGGGAUAAGUUCUAUUCGAAGCACAAAGAGGCCUUCUUCAAGGAUCGGGCAUGGUUACGGCUCGAGUUCCCCGAGUUGAUCGCUUGCACCGAAGCAGAUGCUGGACAAAAGACGAUACUUGAGGUCGGAUGCGGUGCCGGCAAUACUGUCUAUCCUCUCUUGAUGCACAAUGAGAACCCCGACCUGGUCUUAUGGGCGACAGACUACUCCGCGCAAGCCGUCGGGGUCGUCAAGUCAAAUCCCAUGUACCCCCGCGCGGAGCAUGGCAAGGGCAUCCUGAAUGCUGCUGUUUGGGACAUUACCGCUAAGCCCUCGCCAAAUGCUAUGGAUGGGGUCGACCACACUAUACCUGAAGGUGUACACCCGGGUAGCGUUGACAUUAUCACUGCGAUCUUUGUGCUUUCGGCAUUGCACCCCAAGGAAUGGGUGCAGGCGAUACAUAAUAUGUUCACGGCACUCAAACCCGGUGGCAUGCUACUCAUCCGAGAUUAUGGCCGCCACGACCUCGCCCAGCUGCGUAUCAAGAAGGAUCGACUACUCGACCCCGAGAUCCCAAAUCUUUACAUCCGAGGAGACGGCACGAGGGUCUACUUCUUCACAAAGGAGGAUCUUGAAGCUAUACUCUCUGCAGCACCACGCCGAUCCAGCGCCUCUGGUGGCGAGGAAGGGAGUCGCGAGAAGAUGUUCGAGGUGGAUCAACUUGGAGAAGACCGGCGAUUGCUCAUCAACCGGAAAGAGAAGCUGAAGAUGUACCGCAUCUGGAUGCAGGUCAAGGCGAGGAAGCUGUAG